AUGGGUGGCUGCAUUCCUUUUCUGAAGGCAGCAAGGACACGCUGCCCCAGAAUCAUGCCCACUUUGCUCUUUUUGUCCGCCUUAAUUUUUUUAGUGAGCGUCCUGGGAGGAGCCCCAGGACACACUCCCGACAGAAGGAUGAAGAUGGUGUCAAUACACAGCCUCUCUGAGCUGGAGCGUCUGAAGCUGCAAGAGACUGCUUACCACGAACUCGUGGCCAGGCAUUUCCUCUCUGAAUUCCGACCUGACCGAGCUCUACCCACUGACCGUCCCAACACCUUGGAGAAGUGGUUUUUGAUUCUGAGAGGACAAGAGAGGGACGUCUCUCUCAAGACAUUUGGCAUUCGCCUGGAAGAGGUACUGGUGAACGAGCUCACCCGCCGCAAGCAUCAAGAACUGACAGCCACAAUGCAGAUAGAAGAAGCCACCACCGGUCAGGCUGCGGGCCGUCGUCGUCGGGGAAACGUGGUGCAAAGGAUGUUUGGCCGCAUCAGGCGCUUUUUCAGUCGCAGGCGGAAUGAGCCCACCCUGCCCCGGGAGUUCACUCGCCGUGGGCGUAGAGGUGCAGUGUCUGUGGAUAGUCUGGCUGAGCUGGAGGACGGGGCUCUGCUGCUGCAGACCCUGCAACUUUCAAGGGUUUCAUUUCCUAUUGGCCAGCGACUUCUUGGAUCUAAAAGGAAGAUGAGCCUCAAUCCGAUUGCCAAACAAAUCCCCCAGGUUGUUGAGGCUUGCUGCAAAUUCAUUGAGGAACAUGGCUUAAAGGCAGUGGGGAUUUUCACCAUUGAGUAUUCACCAUUGAGAGUGCGUAAGCUCCGUGAAGCAUUUGAUCAAGGUCUGGAUGUAGUGCUGGAUGACAAUCAGAAUGUGCAUGAUAUUGCUGCACUCCUCAAGGAGUUUUUCCGUGACAUGAAGGACUCUCUGCUGCCAGAUGAUCUGUACAUGUCCUUUCUUCUGACUGCAACUCUGAAGCCCCAGGAUCAGCUUUCUGCCCUGCAGUUGCUUGUUUAUCUGAUGCCACCUUGCCACAGUGAUACUUUGGAGCGCUUGCUGAAGGCAUUGCAUAAAAUUACUGAGCACUGCGAGGACUCCAUUGGACUUGAUGGACAGCUGGUUCCUGGCAACCGCAUGACCUCCACCAAUUUGGCUCUCGUGUUUGGAUCUGCUCUCCUGAAGAAGGGAAAGUUUGGCAAGAGGGAGUCCCGGAAGACAAAACUGGGAAUUGACCACUAUGUUGCUUCUGUCAAUGUGGUCCGUGCCAUGAUUGAUAACUGGGACGUUCUUUUUCAGGUGCCGCCUCAUAUUCAGAGACAGGUUGCCAAGCGUGUGUGGAAGUCCAGUCCUGAAGCUCUUGAUUUUAUCCGUCGCAGGAAUCUGAGAAGGAUUCAGAGUGCACGCAUCAAGAUGGAAGAAGAUGCUUUACUUUCUGAUCCAGUGGAAACCUCUGCUGAAGCCCGUGCUGCUGUCCUUGGUCAAAGCAAGCCCUUUGAUGAAGGUUCCUCUGAGGAGCCAGCCGUGCCUCCCGGCACUGCCCGUUCCCAUGACGAUGAGGAAGGAGCGGGUAAUCCCCCCAUUCCGGAGCAAGACCGCCCAUUGCUCCGUGUGCCCCGGGAGAAGGAGGCCAAAUCUGGCAUCGGCUACUUCUUUCCUUAGGUGUUUUUCCUCCUUUAAGGUGCCGGACAGGGGAAAAGGGUGGGGGUAGACCUGGGAUGUCACAGGAAACAUGAAGGAGAAUCUUUGAGAUAGAUCUGAGAGGAGUUCCACCUGAUGCUCGGGUCAGGAUAGGAAUUCCCAAUACACUGCCAGCCCCUUCACUGGGGAUGCUUGGUCUCCUCAGCUGGUAAAAGCAGAGAUGUUUCUGUGUCAUGCCCAGGCUCCCUGGUGCUACCUUGCCUUUCUCUUUUACCCUUGGUCUUGGCUUUCUCACACUGCAGCCCUCCUUUAAUUGAUGUUACAUUUGUGGUAAACACCUGUCCCAGAGAAGCUCACAAAUCUCGAGGUGCUUUCCCUCCCCUGCAGGGGAUUGCAUGUUUUUCCUUACUUUCCGCCCCUCCUCCCGAGAGCUCUAUUGGAAAGGCCCUCAAGAGGCAUGCUAGAACGUUAGGUCAGCCUACUGACAGCUGACAAUUAAUGCUAAAUCAUGUCACACCAACUCAUAGCCGUGUCCCCGCAGCAACUCCGCCGCCUCAGGAUCCCCAAACUCCCCCCAAAUUAUUGAGACCGAUGGCUCGUCAAAAAGCCACUCCUAAAUUCUGUGCAGUUUUGCUCAGGUCACACCAACGGGGAAACCUCAAGUGUAAGCCUGACUAGCUUUUCUGGGGUCAAAAGUUAGAGGAAAAAUUAGACUUUAGUACCUGGAUCUGUUUUAAAGACGGCUGGUGUUCACACCAUGUUGUCAACAAAACGGGCUAGUUUAGGUUCGGACACAUAGUUCCAAGUAGUUCAAGUCACCUGAUUACAAAUGUUCUUAUCUAUCGUCUCUGUAGUUCCUCUAUGCAGGACGGUACAAAUUUGCGGGACAUGCUCUGGUAACACACAGAUAUGGGUUAUGUAUGACAUCCAAAUUACAGCUGAUACUAAUGGGUAACAACUGCUGAGGUCCAUAGAGUGAAGAAUGUAUUGUAUUGAGGGAUAGAAACUGAUCAUACAAUGGAUAACAACCACAGAGCUCGAAGAUUUGUGAUUGUUAAAACUUCUCUGGCAUUUAAUCAUUAAUAAACAUUUGUGU
Marmota monax (woodchuck) is the source of this 2725-nucleotide messenger RNA. RefSeq names its product Rho GTPase activating protein 36 (gene Arhgap36). The record is from RefSeq and is a predicted model, not a curated record. Gene Ontology annotation, biological process: signal transduction. NCBI's taxonomy places the organism in Eukaryota, Metazoa, Chordata, Mammalia, Rodentia, Sciuridae. The transcript is spliced from 11 exons. The coding region runs from base 1 to 1650 and encodes 549 amino acids.